CACACACACACACACACACACACACACACACACACACCAGCGGCAGCGCGCCACCCUCCGUCUGUGCGUAAAGGGGUUUGGCACAAAACUGCGCACCGCGUAAACAAAAGCACAUUGUCGGUGACUCCAGCAGCCAGUCUGCGGGCAGACAGUGGAGGAAGAAGCCGAAAAUUGAUUGGAAAUGGGAUUAUUAUCAAUCGUUUUGCUCUAGAUAGGAGUUUGAGGUAUUUUAAAUUCUACAGUAGAUGAAUUUGGUGAAUAAAUGUGAAGGUAAAGCUGGCCAACCUUCUGCGGGCAAACAGGCAAAUUCAAGAGGAGAACACCCCUUUGAAACUGAAAGUGAGCAUGCCGUGCGUCCAGACCCAGUGCGCCUCCUCUCCACCUGGCGCCAGCGCCGCCGGAGAGCGCAGCUGCGACUUCCUCACCCCGGAGUUCGUCAAGUUCAGCAUGGAUCUAACGAACAGCGAGGUGUCCGCGGCCGGGCCCGGCUUCGCUCCCCUGCCGGACGCUUACGGCGCGGGGUUCGACGUGAAGCCGCCCUGUCUCUUCCAGAUGCAGGUCCAGGGGGAGCUGCCGUGCGUCAAGGUGGAGGACGGGUGUCCGGCGCGGUACCCGCCGUCGGAUGAGCUGAUCUCCCCUCCCUCGGUGUAUUACCCCCCGCACGGUUCCAUCACGAACUUCCAGCCUCCCCCGGGACACCUCUGGGACGAACCCGGAUCUUUGUACGGUCUCCGGCAGGACUAUCUGGCCGCGGCGCACCGCAAGAACGCGCUCUCCAGGUUUUCGCUCUUCUCUCUGAAACAAGCUGCUCAGCACGGCGCUCAGACUCUGUCCACCUGCCAGAUGAAGCUGGACGGAUCUCUCCACGUGUCCGUGAACCUGGACGCGCGCCACCACCACCACAACCAUCACCAGCAGCUAGACCAGCCCGGGGUGGGCUUAAUUCGUCGGCCCUUCCACCUUGCGCACGGUGCGCACUUCAUGGAGACGUGCUCAGGCCGGGGGUCGCUGAGCGCGGAGGGGCUGUGCGCGGUGUGCGGGGACAACGCAGCCUGCCAGCACUACGGUGUGCGCACGUGCGAGGGCUGCAAGGGUUUCUUCAAGCGCACCGUUCAAAAAAAUGCCAAGUACGUGUGUUUGGCUGCGAAAAGUUGCCUCGUAGACAAGCGCAGGAGGAACCGGUGUCAGUACUGUCGCUUCCAGAAGUGUCUGGCUGUGGGAAUGGUCAAAGAAGUGGUGAGGACAGACGGACUGAAAGGUAGAAGGGGUCGUCUGCCGUCCAAACCCAGAGCUCCUCCAGAUUCGGUUCUGCAUGGCAGCGCCCUCCUCAGUGCCAUCAUCAGAGCUCACGUGGAGUCAAACCCCUCAACAUCUCGCCUCGACUACUCCAAAUUCAAAGAGAGUCCAGGAAGUCUUCUUGGAGACGAUGCUCAACAUGUCCGUCAGUUUUACGACCUCCUGACCAGAUCCAUGGAAGUCAUUCGAGGUUGGGCACAGAGAGUCCCUGGGUUCGCCUCUCUACCUAAACACGACCAAGACCUCCUCUUCUACUCCGCUUUCCUGGAGCUUUUUGUUUUACGGCUGUCGUACAGAUCAAACCCGGAGGAAGGAAAGCUGAUCUUCUGCGAUGGCUCGGUGUGGCAUCGGCUGCAGUGCCUGCGGGGCUUCGGGGAGUGGAUCGACAGCAUUGUUGAGUUCUCCUCCAACCUGCAAAGGAUGAACCUGGAUGUUUCCACCUUCUCCUGCAUAUGCACCCUAGCACUGGUCACUGAGCGCCAUGGGCUGAAGGAGCCGAAGCGCGUGGAGGAGCUGCAGAAUAAUGUGGUCAGGUGUUUGAAGGAUGGCGGGAGCUCGCAGGGAGGAGGCUCGACCCGCUGGAACAACCACCUGUCCAGACUCUUGGAGAAGCUUCCAGAACUCAGGACUUUGUGCAUCCAGGGCCUGCAGAGGAUCUUCUACCUGAAACUGGAAGACCUGGUGCCGCCGCCCGCAGCUAUAGAUAAGUUAUUCCUGGACACGUUGCCAUUUUAAGGGACGUUUUUCUGUUUCCCUACCGGUGGAGGUGUUUGACCUCUUUUGUUUGGGACUCAUCAGUGAUUCCUGACAGUUUGAGCUCCGUGAGGCGAAUAAAUAACAGGAUAAAGAUUCUACUGACUGAAAGUGUAUGGAAGCACAUUUUUGCCACAUUUUAAAAAAAUCACUGCUUGUAGGUCCUGAUUAUAAAAUUAAAAGUCAUUACCUUGAAUUUAUUAUUUAUUUUGGCUUUUAAUUGUGAGUUCUAAUGUCACUGUUAGGAUUUUUAAAUUCAAUAUUGUGAAGUUUUAAUGUUAUAAGUUUUAAUGUCAUAAAUACAUUUAACUAAGUUAAAAUAAAUUUAACUGAUUAAAGUCAUCAUUGAGUUUUACAGUCAUUAAUGAGUUUUAAAGUCUUAAUUGUUAGUUUUAAAGUCACUAAUACGAGUUUAAUGCCAUAAUUAAGUUUUAAUGUUAUUAUUAUAAGUCCACAAAUAUGAGUUAGAAAAACGUUUACAUGGGUUUUAAAGUCAUUAAUUAGAAUUCUGGGUUUUAAUGUCAUAUUUAUGAGUUUUAAAGUUUCAAAAAUUAGUUUCAAAAUCCUAUUUGAGAAUCAAGGUAUUUAUGGCUUUAAAUGUCAUCAUAACUUUGAAACUCGAUAUGAUGUAUUUUAAAAAUCAUGACUUUGUAUUUUACAAUAAUGAGGUAACGUCACAAUGUCAUUUUAAGUCAUAUUAUGAGAAAUUGUCAUUGUCCAACCCAUUCUCACUCCCAACUCG
Austrofundulus limnaeus is the source of this 2791-nucleotide messenger RNA. RefSeq names its product nuclear receptor subfamily 4 group A member 2. The transcript is spliced from 7 exons. The coding region runs from base 346 to 2031 and encodes 561 amino acids. Lineage: Eukaryota; Metazoa; Chordata; Actinopteri; Cyprinodontiformes; Rivulidae. The record is from RefSeq and is a predicted model, not a curated record. Gene Ontology annotation, molecular function: RNA polymerase II cis-regulatory region sequence-specific DNA binding; nuclear receptor activity; nuclear glucocorticoid receptor binding. Gene Ontology annotation, biological process: dopaminergic neuron differentiation; cellular response to corticotropin-releasing hormone stimulus; regulation of transcription by RNA polymerase II. Gene Ontology annotation, cellular component: transcription regulator complex; nucleus.